This is a messenger RNA of Desarmillaria tabescens, 1581 nucleotides long. Its product is annotated as cytochrome P450 oxidoreductase OrdA-like protein. The transcript is spliced from 9 exons. Gene Ontology annotation, molecular function: monooxygenase activity; heme binding; oxidoreductase activity, acting on paired donors, with incorporation or reduction of molecular oxygen. NCBI's taxonomy places the organism in Eukaryota, Fungi, Basidiomycota, Agaricomycetes, Agaricales, Physalacriaceae. The coding region runs from base 1 to 1581 and encodes 526 amino acids. The record is from RefSeq and is a predicted model, not a curated record.
AUGGACGUUACUAUCGGCACCUUCGUUGGCGUGCUGGCCUUCCUCUACGCUUUGACCAAACUAUAUUCCAUAUUUCAAACUAAGCCUUCCCUACCUCCAGGGCCCCCUCGAAAGCCAAUAAUUGGUAACCUAUUCGAUCUCCCAAAACCUGGCGAAUACGAAUACAAACAUUGGGCAAAGCACCAUAAAGCCUACGGUCCCAUAAGCUCACUGUCAAUAUUGGGACAACGCAUCAUCAUUCUCAACGAUAUGCAAACUGCGAUCGACUUACUGGAGAAGCGGUCAUCCAUUUAUUCUGACCGUUUCUCGUCCAUCUUUGGAGGCAUCAUGUGUGGGUGGAGAGCAUCCAUCGCGAUGUCUCCGAACGGGCAUCGGUUUCGCGCCAUCCGGAAAACUCUUCAUCAGACUAUAGGCACCAAAAACUCCUUGCAGCAGUUUACUUCUCUGCAGACAACGGAGAUUAGGCGCUUACUGACAAAGAUACUGAAGAACCCCGAUCAACUUGAGUAUUAUAUUCGCAAAGCGACGGGAGCUAUCAUUCUCUCUAUCAGUCAUGGAUAUUCAAUCAAUAGAGAUACCCCGGAUCCCUUCGUUACCCUUGCGGAUGAGUGUAUGGCGGAGGCCUCCAUCGCCUUUCAGCCCGGAGUAUGGAUGGUCGACGUCAUUCCUUUCCUACGUUACCUGCCAGACUGGUUCCCUGGUACCGGAUUUAAGCAAGUGGCCAAGAAAUAUCUGGCCCGGUGCACCGAACUGGUCGAACGACCGCAUGCCUUUGUAAAGCAGCAAAUGGAGCGUGGCGUAUCCAAACCCUCAUACACGGAGACGAUGCUUAAACUCCACGGAAAAUCAUUGGCCUCCGAACAAGAAGAUCUCAUCAAGUGGGGCGCAGCAGCGUUGUAUGGCGCCGGAUCAGACACAACUGUGUCUGUAACGUACAGCUUUGUCCUAUUAAUGAUCUUAUACCCCCAUGUCCAGACGAAAGCCCAAGAAGAACUGGAUCGCGUCGUCGGUGAAGACAGACUGCCGUCAUACGAAGACCGCGACAAUCUCCCAUACAUCAAUGCACUCGUCCAUGAAGCACUGCGCUUUAACCCAGUCCUCCCUAUGUGUGUUCCCCAUGUUCCGUCCCAAGAUGACAUUUAUCAAGGAUACUUAAUCCCGAAAGGCGCUGUCAUCAUGCCAAAUCUCCACCAUAUGGCCAGAGAUCCGGCUACGUAUCAUAACCCAGACGCGUUUGAACCACAGAGGUUCCUCGGCUGGGACGGUCGCGACCCAGAACCAGACAUAGAUAUCGCGUUUGGCUUUGGACGACGUAUAUGCCCAGGGAAUGUUCUCGCUGACCAAACUCUCUUUCUCGCUUUCGCCAUGAUCCUAUCAGUAUUGAACAUCAAGGCAGACGAGAAUAGCGGCGUCGAGCUGAAGGACGAGUGGACAGCUGGGCUGAUCAGUCGACCAAAGCCCUUCCCGUGCAAGAUCUCACCGCGGUCCGAGAAGGCUUUGGCGCUCAUUAUGAGCUUUGAGGAGGAACCAGCGAAUAAGCAAAAGAGCGACGCUGAUGCCCUUGGAACGGUAAGUUGGUAG